AUGGCUCCACGGCGGCAAGCCCGGAACCGAAAGGAGACCGACCAACGACGUCGACGGCAUUCGGACAAAACAGAGACCAUGACGCCUCCAAACGACACGAAUGGCGAGGAAACACCACUGGACUGCUCAAGUGACUCCUGGAACGCCUCCUAUUCGAGCAACGCCUCGGCGUCGUCUCUCAGGGGCACUGGCACCUCUGAAAACAUGCUGGUAAGCAUCCUCGACCGAGGCUGCGUGCUGACGAGCGAGUCUGAAGCCCUAGACGAGUGCAUUGACAGUCUAACGGACAAACGGCGCUGGCUACGAGAAGCAGCGCUCCAUAGGGCACGGCAGCUGACGGACCUGGGACUCCGUACCGACCUCUGGUCGGAGACACGCUGUGAGCAGCUCGUGGAGCAGGCCUUGCGAGGCCCGCUGCGACGAGGGUCGCUCUGGGAGAAACGCGAAGUCUGUCGACUCAUUGGUACAAGCGUAUUGACGCUUGUGGCAAGCACCACUGACACUGAAACAGUUGAGGCGCUCCUGCAGCGAACACGUUUCGAGCAGGUCUUGCUCGAAGCGAGUGAACGCAGUGCGCCUCGACCGGACCCCGAGUGGGUUCAGUGGCAAGUCUGUGUCAUAGAGACGGUGAGUCUGUUGCGUUUUUUGGCUUCAUCUGAUUCAGUUGCAUUGGUAGCGCUGAUGCAGCGUUUAGAAAGCUGGUUCGGGCAGGAUACGUCGCCGAGCGACCUGUCAACUGGUGAAACGAAACAGCGUCUUGGCGAGUCGAGCGCGUUCGACCAGGUUGUAGCGGCCGCUAUUCGGGGAUGGUCACUGUUAGCGAGUGCCUGUCCAUCGGAGGUGAUACGGACCCAGUUAAAAGCGCGUCCGUUACGCCAGUGGCUCGAGUUGCACGCCGUCCAAGGUGACUGGAAAAGCACAUCCACACCGAAGGAGACCUGUUUAGCGGCAACAGAAGCCAUAGCGUUGUUGUUGGAGCACUCUCAAGGAACCGAUUCCGGGGUAUUUGGAUCCAAUAUACCUGCUCAUCAUAUGGACAACGAUCACACAGACGAUGAUGUUGAUGCUGUGGCUGCAUUCGCUGAGGCAGAUCGAGAAGCGCGUCUCCAUGUCGAUGCAGCCGAGGGCUCUUUCCAGGCGGGCGAAUCGUCAGCAUCUUCGGAAUGCCGGGAUUCACCACCUUGUUCUUCGUCAUCAUCAUCAUCUUCUUCUUCUUCUUCUUCUUCUUCGUCGUCGUCGUCGACGAUAACUUCCGCGGGUAUCGACAAGCUUGACAGGGCUCUGGAACGCGUCGCAUUCACGGUUGGUGCCCAGCGCUAUCGGCUUGGGAAGCGCAACCGCUCACUGCUGCGUCUGGUUGAACGCGCUGCAACGCAACGUUCUGGAAUAGAGACGCUUUCGCUUCGCCGCGGACGAGCGCAGGAACGUCUGCAAGCCAGGACUUGGGCGCAACGACGGCAGUUAGAUGCUCUGCGUCGAGCAUGUGGGCGAGCACUGACUGUCCAGCUUGAGGGCAACCCGUUCCUCCGGGAUUUGUUUGGGUUAGCGUUUAUGGGGAGCGCGCAGUCGACUAGCAGGGAUGCUAGCCCGCUGGUGGCAAACAGUAAUGAGCUGGCGCUUUCCUCGGGAACCAGCGUUUCGAGAAAGAGCCGGCGCCCGGGAAUGCGAUCUGAACAACUACGUCGCCAGGCUCGACAGGAAGCUCGUCGCCUGAAGCAGCAACGGCAGCUACAGCUGCAAAAUGAUCAAGAUUCAAUUCUUUAG
Messenger RNA from Cyanidioschyzon merolae strain 10D, 1764 nucleotides. RefSeq lists its product as hypothetical. The transcript has a single exon. Lineage: Eukaryota; Rhodophyta; Bangiophyceae; Cyanidiales; Cyanidiaceae. Bases 1 to 1764 code for a protein of 587 amino acids. The record is from RefSeq and is a predicted model, not a curated record.